Messenger RNA from Zeugodacus cucurbitae (melon fly), 3045 nucleotides. RefSeq lists its product as uncharacterized. Gene Ontology annotation, biological process: calcium-ion regulated exocytosis; regulation of calcium ion-dependent exocytosis; regulation of dopamine secretion. The record is from RefSeq and is a predicted model, not a curated record. Bases 472 to 3045 code for a protein of 857 amino acids. The transcript has 6 exons. Gene Ontology annotation, molecular function: phosphatidylserine binding; clathrin binding; calcium ion binding. NCBI's taxonomy places the organism in Eukaryota, Metazoa, Arthropoda, Insecta, Diptera, Tephritidae.
AGCGAGCAGAGUGCACGUGCAAAACGGUUAAAUGCGCACACUAAACGGACGCGCGUCCUGUGACAAGUUUUCACUGUGUGUGUGUGUGUGAGCGAGUGAGUGUUUGUGAAAGUGGAAAAUAUGUGAUUUUGAGUUUGCUUGCUGUUUUUUUCAUAUAUACAUAUAGUGAACAAAAAUUAGGCAAAUAGUACACACACAGCAUUCAAAUUGUGCACCUAAAAGCAUGCUUAUGCUUGAAAUUCGUUUACAUAGCCUACAUAUAGGCGCAUAAAUAUUAUGAAACAUAACAAUGCAUUGUUGAGUGUUUAUGCAGAUAAAUUCAGCUGAAUUGGAAGAAUCGCAGUGUGUCUUGCGGCUGCUGGCUGCAUUUUACGACGAAGACAAGUCACCAGAAAGAAAGAGCAUACAUCACUUUUGGAUGACAGUUCAAGUAACGAAUGAGCGCAUGCAAACAAGCGAUACGCAGUAACAAUGGAUGGCGAACCGAUGUCAUUCACUACGUUGGCGCUGCUGCUGCUGUUGGUGAUAGCAUUCGUGAUGUUUGCCUGCCAUUGUUUGGGACCGCGUGCAAAUACAUGGAUGCGUUCGAAUAAGGAGGAGAAGAUAGGACUGUCGAAAAAUAAACUAUUUCAUGCGAAUGGUUAUAUGAUUCAUUCGGGCUCGGAAUUUUUGCUCAGCAAUAGCGGUAGCUUUAAGCGUUUCGAUACUAUCGACAAGGACGACUACCGACAGUCGGGCCAACAGCCAACACAGCAUGCCACCACACCGCUGUGGAACCUCGCUGGCGAGGGGGAGGUAGACUCCAAUAUACCGCCACAACCACUGCGUCCUGCGCCAGCACCGGGCACACAGCCGCCCGCCAGUGCAGGACAUAUAAAGACAGUGACAUUUUCAUUUCAACAAAUCAAUGAGACCACGCCGUCGAAUCAUGAAACGAACUCGCAUGGGCGCGGCAGUAGUACGGAUACGCCAUACAAGCGUUCUUCAAUGAAAUGCACGAAUGCGGCCAUACCAAAACCACUUGAUGCGCCACCACCGCCACGGCUGUCGGCCUCAUCGUCGGCAUUGAGCGCCAGUGCCAUACCGCGACCCGUGGCCAAGCGGCAGGUUUCAUUGCAAAAUGUUGGUAAUGGCGGUGGUGCUGCGGUCAUGGUUGGUGGACAUAUGGAAACAAUCAUAACAACUGCAACUACAAUACAGGAAACUGAAGCUUUAUCCUCAACAACAACAGCAACAACGACACAAGCCAACACAAAUGGCCAAAACACACACAAUCAUCCGAAAACGUUGAAGCGUCGUAAUUCCAGCACAAAUCCCUUUCUAUGUGAAUCCGCUGAGAGCUUACCGGAAUCAAACACUGCCUUACAACAACCACAACAACAGCAACAUCAACAACAAUCACCACAAUGCAACACAAAUGCGAACAUGCUAAAUAAUGCCAACAACAAUAGCAACAAUCUAAAUGGACACAUUAGCAAUGGCGGCAGCGAUGCUCCAUCACCAACAACAACAACAGCAAACAUAAAUGGCUCGUGUAAUCCCUUUUACAGCGAGUCAUCGCCUCGUGCAACAGACGCGAUAACGGUUGACACCAACAAUCCAACGCCCACAUCAUUGAGCGCGAAAUCACUACAACAACAAUUUCAAGAAUUCCGUAAUCGCUCCUUUUCCACGACAGAGGCGUCGGAAGACUCCGAACUCAAGUCACUUUCAAGUGGACUACGGCGUCUAACACAAAACUCUACGAACCCCUUCACCGGCUUGACGCAGCGCGUACAAAAGGGGCCACACAUGCUACAGAAAACCAUUUCCGAAGACUUUCUCUUCCGCAAAAUUGGUGUGAAUGCAGGUGGCGGCGCACACAACACACAUGGCACCCCAAGCGCGAUUGGCAAUGGCAAUACCACCUGGACCUUUGGCCGUUCACUGUUGCGUCAAGAUUCCCUAAUGAGCCUUGGACGACGCAAUAGCUCACAAUGUUCACUCGAUUCGACGACCUGCGGUUCGAUGGAGGGCAUCAACUUGGAGCGCGCCAUCUCAUGUGACUCGGUGAACUCGGACACAUCAUCGGUGUUUGUGGGCGAAUUGGAUCAACCGUAUACACAGAUAACCGGCUAUCUGUGUGUUGGCUUGCAAUAUGACAAAAAUUCCAUUAACGACGAGGGCAUGGAGCUCACUGUUAUGGUGCUGGAGGCAAAGGGGCUAAUUUGUCCUUUUAACGUCGAGUCGUUAGACACUUUUGUGCGCAUUUAUCUUGUGCCAGACGAGGCAGCAGCAAUGCAGACGAAGGUUUUCAAGGACUCCGUCACGCCCAGUUACAAUGAAACAUUUAAUUUCUGGCUAAAGAAGCAACAGGGACGCCACUCGCUGUGGUUUCACUUGUAUCACAAUGGUGAGGCGCACACGCUAAUCGGCGAAGCAGAAAUGGAAAUCGGUGAAAUGCCACGCCCCGUCACGACAUGGAUACCACUAACCGAUUCGCGCAAAUGCAAUGCACAAUGGGGUGAGCUAAUGUUCUCACUGAGUUAUUUACCAACAGCGGAACGCCUUACGAUUGUUGUGGUGAAAGCGAGAAAUUUAAAAAUGGAAAUCAAAGAAAGUGGCAGCAAAGCGACAGUACCACAACAAGUGCAACAGGUUUUCGUAAAGGUCUACCUGAUGAACAACGAGAGGAAGGUGCUGAAGAAACGCACUUCACUCAAGCGUCGCGAACGCAGUCCCAUCUUCAAUGAGUCGGUGAUCUUCAGUGUGCCACCAACAAGCCUCACCACCGUGCAGUUACGGCUCACCGUUUUCGGUGUGACCGAAGCGGACGAUGGUGGACCGCGCAUAAUGCCGCUGGGACAUGUGAUAGCGGGCGCCUGUACAACGGGUAAGGGGCUACGUCACUGGCAUCAAAUGCUCUCUUCGCUACGCAAACCGGUAGCCAUGUGGCAUGUGUUGCGACGUGCCUCCUACCAACCGAUCUUUACGGGAGGCGCCGAAGCAGUCGUGGCGGCCAUGCAGAGCACAGCCUUACGUGCCAAGCGCAACAGUAUUAUCUAA